This is a messenger RNA of Ilex paraguariensis (yerba mate), 1772 nucleotides long. The record is from the annotation of a GenBank genome assembly. NCBI's taxonomy places the organism in Eukaryota, Viridiplantae, Streptophyta, Magnoliopsida, Aquifoliales, Aquifoliaceae.
AAAACUUUCCUCAUCGCUCUUUCCUCUUCUUCACUUUUUCUUACCCUCUAAGUCUUCUGUCCUUCAUCUUCCAAUCCUUUUCAAAUUCUGCAACAUCUAUAACAUCCAAAACGAAGCUUUCCUCUGUAAUUUCAAUGGCCGAUAAUACAGUCUCCUACACCCCCAAACCACAAAUCUUAAGCUCACAAACCAAACCAAACCAAGCAAACCCAACUCCUGAAUUUAUCAACCAAACUCUUCACACCAGUAGUUGGGAGCUUCUUCAGCUUAUUUUUGUAGGUAUUGCUGUCUCUUAUGGCCUUUUUAGUAAGCGAAAUGAUGAAACAGAUAAAGAACAUGGCUCAAAAUUGGAUAAUGCUCAUUCAUUUGUAUCCAGAUUGCUUCAGGUUUCAUCAGUUUUUGAUGAUGAAUCCGAAAACCCAUCUGGGUUUGAUGACAACAGGGUUCAAACUUGGAGUUCUCAGUACUUGAGAGGUGAACCAGUGGUGGUAGUAGCCCAAGAGAGCCCUUUCCUUGAAGAGCAGAGAAGUUCGAGUUCUCGAAUCGGUGAAAAGCCAUUGCUUUUGCCUGUUCGAAGCUUGAAAUCUCGUGUUUCCGACUCUGAUACUAGUGAAUCAACCAAUGACUCUAGUGGUAAAUCCUUUUCUCUCAGUGAGUCUAGUUCAAAUUCGAGUUCCAGGCGUUUCUCUGGCAAUUCGAAGAAAUCGAGAAAUGGGGAAUUUGGAGUCACGAGUCCUCCAGAUUUGGAGGAAAAUGUUGUCCUUCGUUCGCCAAUUCCAUGGCGAUCAAGAUCAGGAAGGAUGGAAAUGAAAGAAGACGGGGAUAAUCCUCCCCUGUAUUCUCUCCCUCCUUCAAUGGAGGACUCUGAGUUCCAUGAACUUAGAUCACGUUCGUUUAGUUCUCGAUCAUCACGUUCAUCGAGACCCAAUUCCAUUUCUGGAUUGCCAAACAGUUUCUCUUCUUCACCGCUCUUAUCUUCCCCUAAAAAUCUCUCUCCUUCCUCUUCAAUCUCAUCGGAGAUUCAACCCAAGAAUGUCGAAAAUUUGGUGAGGAAGAAGAGAAUCCUCCAAUCUUCACCGCCACCAGCUCCACCACCACCUACGCCGCCAUUUCUUCAUAAAUCUUCAUUGAUGAACUCAAAUUCUAGUGAGGAAAGUGAUGUUAUUUCCUCUGAAAAAGAAUUGAGGCGAAGUGUACCUACGGAUUUUAAUAGGAGUAACAGAUUUGAAGCCCUGAGCAGGGCAAGUUCAGGGUCACAAUCGAGAUCUAGAACCCAAAUUAAUACUCCAUUGGAGGGGAAGUCUGUUCGAAAAAAUAAACCAAACGAACAAUUAGAGAGUGAAUUUGGUGAAGAUUUCAUGAAUGGCAAAGCAGAGAGAAGAUCAAAGGAACUUGAAUCAAAUUCCUUUCACAAAAGAGGAUAUUCAGAUAGAUUGAUGCAAGAAUACAUCCCUGCUGUCUUGCAUCAAUCUUACAUGGAAUUGCCAAAGGCGGAGAAGAAACAAUUCAUCGAAAAGGUGAUGGUGGAAACUGAUGAUGGGGACUCGUUGAGUGAGGAUGAAUACUUUGAAGGAAGUUUAGACAGUGAAGAAGUUACAUCUAACAGUGUUGAUAGUGAAGAAGUUGCAUCUAACAGUGUUGGCGAUGGCGGACCAGAUGUUGACAAGAAGGCUGAUGAGUUCAUAGCCAAAUUCAGAGAGCAGAUUAGGCUUCAGAGGAUUGAAUCAAUAAGGAGAUCAACUGGACACCAUUCUAAAAACUCUUUGAGGUAA